Molecule: messenger RNA, 5619 nt
Organism: Ruditapes philippinarum (Manila clam)
Lineage: Eukaryota; Metazoa; Mollusca; Bivalvia; Venerida; Veneridae
Product: protein-L-isoaspartate O-methyltransferase domain-containing protein 1-like
Exons: 5
Coding region: 198-2036 (612 amino acids)
Biological process (GO): protein modification process
Cellular component (GO): cytoplasm
Molecular function (GO): protein-L-isoaspartate (D-aspartate) O-methyltransferase activity
Source: RefSeq, a predicted model, not a curated record
CGAGAUACAGAAAAAGGUUAGAAAAUUUUUGCAGGGAAACAAAUGCAUGAAUGGCUCAGCUUAAGAGCUACAAAUAUUUCUGCGAUAAUUCAUACUUCUGUUUACUGUGAAAUUAACCAUAAACUAUUUACCUGUCAAGAAAUGUAAAGAUUUAUUUUUAAAAAAUCUUUCUUACGAUUAAACCUUGAAGAUACAUCAUGGGCGGAGCUGUAAGCACAGGCAGUGACAAUGAUGAUCUGGUUGACAAUCUCCUUGAGGCUGACUAUAUUAAAACACCAUUGGUGGAGAAAGUCUUCCGUGCUGUUGACCGUGCAGACUAUUAUUUACCAGAUCAACGGGAAGCUGCAUACAAAGAUUUAGCAUGGAAACACGAGCAUUUACAUAUGUCAGCACCAUGCAUUUACUCUGAAGUUAUGGAGGCUUUGCAACUUGAGCCUGGCCUAUCAUUUCUUAACCUUGGUAGUGGGACCGGCUAUCUGAGCACAAUGGUUGGUUUGAUAUUAGGACCAUAUGGUGUGAAUCAUGGUGUUGAGCAGUAUGACGAUGUGGUGCAGUAUGCUCAGGAGAGACUGGCAGAAUUCAAGCGCAACAGUGCUGCAUUUGAUGAGUUUGAUUUCUGUGAGCCAACCUUCAUUGUUGGCAACUGUCUCAAGUUGAACUCUGGAUGUCAGCUGUAUGACAGAGUAUAUGUGGGAGCUGGUUGUCCACCGGAGCAUGAAAAUUACAUGAAAAAUAUGUUGAAGAUAGGCGGUGUGCUUGUAAUGCCAUUAAAUGAAAGGCUGAUUCAAGCAAAGAGAGUAAGUGAAACAGAGUGGGAUAUCAAGAACAAGUUGCCGGUGUCAUUUGCCACUCUCGUCUCACCAAGUCCAGAUGCUCCUCCAGAUUUGAUAGACCUUCCUGAGCCUGAGCAACCAACCCUACAAGAGUUAUGUCGGACAUCUGUCAGGCGUGUAAUACGUACUAACAUACAUAAAGAGCACCCUGAACUGACAAAGGUUCGUAAACGCCCUAAAAAGCCUAAAAAGAAGACCCCAAAAGGACUUUCUAAUCUAAAUAUUGUUCCAUUAAGUAUGGGAAUGAUGAUACUACAUCAGUUUGACAGAGAAAAUAGUCUUACAGAUAGUGAUGAGGAUCAAGACAGAAGAGUUGAAGAGAUUGAAAACAAUGAGGAAGAAAAUAAUGACGAUGAAAUGAAUGAUGUUGAAGACAGUAAAGAUGGAUCAGAUGGGAAAUUUUCUACUGAUGAAGAUGAAGAAGUGAACACGGACAAGGGAGCUUGUGUGAAAGCUGAUAACGUUGGUAAAAAGUUUGUAAAGACAGAUGUGGUAGUAAAGGCAAAUGGAAAGAAUGGAAAAAGUGUCGAAAGUGUAUCUGAAAAGCCAAAUGAUAAUAAGAGUGAUUCUGAAAGUGACUACGGUAGUGAUGAAGAAGGAAAAGUGAAUGAAGCUAUAAACUCUGUAGCUGAGGUUAAUACUUCAGCUGAAGAUGCUGGAAAGAGCACACAACAGUCAACAUCCAUGAUUGAUGAAAUGAUUGCAAAUGUAUUAGCUCGUAGUCCAGAUGGAAACAAAAAUCAUACACAGAAUCUGAAACCUCCAGACGCCCACUGGUCAGAUACAGAUGAUGAUGCUGAAGAUGACAAGAUAUAUAACAUUGAAGAGUUUAUAAAGUAUGGUGCACAGGGAAAGACAUUAGAACCUCCAAGGAAGUCGAGAUAUUCAUCCAGCACAAGUGUUGAUACAUCAACAACUUCAGGGAUUGGUUCAUUUGUUGAAGAACACCUAGAAGAAGAAAUGGGUCAAUGUGAUAGUGAGAAGACGUCCCCAGGCUGGAGCCAUCUCGAUCCUGAACCUGGAUGUUCUGAAAAUAAAACCCAAAAGAUGGAUGUUGAGGAAUCUGAGAGUGAAGAGGAGAAAGUUUCUGAAGAGGAGGAAGAUGUUCCAAAACUUUCCCUGUCAGUGUGCAUGAAAGAGGCCAUAGAUUCCCUACCCUUACCAUCUUCGAUGAAGUCUUAUAUUAAAUACUAUAGAGAUUAGGAUAGAGAGAUGCAUGGCCGUAUGGUGAAUGACUUACUUGAUAAAUUUGAUGUUUAAAACAGUAUAAUUGCUAAUUUCACAGAAUAUUAACUUACCUUGAAUUUUCUCCAGUAAAGGAGGUUUUUACCUUUAAUGCAUGGAUAAUAGAUGACCGUUGAAUUUAUAAUCUAGUCUGACAGUUAAACUUAAUUUUAUAAAUUCUUGUUGAAAAGUAAGGAUAAGAUGAAAUAUUUCUACAUCUUAAUGUACAUGCAUGUUCUCUUGUACAUUGUAUGAUUUUGUUUUGAUCAAAUAUUGUUUGAGAUAUGCUUUGAGUGAUAAUUAAGUUGAAAAUGAUAAUUUUAAUAUUCUUUUUGAUUAAUCAAAUCUAAAUGAAAGCAAGAAAUAAUGAAAAUUAAAAUUUUCGUAUUAACUUAAGAUUAAUCAUAUCUAAAUGAAGGCAAGAAAUACUGUUUUACUCGGUAUGGAUCUCCCCUGUUGAGUAAAUUAAUACUUAUAAUGAAGGCAAUUAUAAUGCAUCUUCGACAAAUUGUGAUAUAAUUAUUGUUUUUUCACUUUGGGCCAUAAAUGUUUAACUAAAGUUGGUAGAGCAGUCUUACUUUAAUCUGGCAUCUGAUUGGCUAUUUCUUUCCGUAUUUUUGAAAUUGACCAAUAAGAUAGUGGCAUUAAUAGACUGAUUUACUAACUCUGGUUUUAUUAACCCUUUCAAUUAAAUGUUAUUUGUUGAUGAUUAUAACAAUGUAAUUUUUUUCUCUUAUUUGUUACAUUUAGUGCUGACUUAGUGCUCCGAAAAUGUGUAUAUUUUGUACAAAUUCAUUGUGUUCAUAUUAUAUUAUCUAUUAUUAAUGCAGUGUAGAUAAUAUAUUGGUAUUACAGCACUAAUUUUGCUGUUUGGUACAUGUAGUUGAUCAAAGCUGUGCAUACGCCUGGAAUAAUAAAACAUUUCAUGUAACAAUAUCUUUACAUGUAUGUUAAGUCAUCGUUCAAUUUGGAUUAGCUAAUAUUAUUAUAUAUUUCUUCCGUAUGGCUUAAUAUAUGUAUACUAUACACACAUACUGACAUAUGAAUUGACUGACUAUUUUAUGUGGGUGUAUUGUCCAAUAUUCAUUGAAUGAUUGAGUACCAUACUCUUUUCGGUGGUUUGGAAUUGGAUUCUGAAUAAUUGUUUACCAAAAAAUACAUACAUUAAAAUCUCAAGAACUUGUUUCAUAGUAGCACAAAAAAUCUGGUAAUGUGGGGAAAAUCAUAGAGCUUGUUUUUAUUCCAUUCAUUUUAAGUGUUAGACACAAUCUUACAUGCUUUCCUUUCAUUCUUUCCUAUUUGCAGUAAUAAUUCAAAAUUGGUUGAUAAAAAGGACUUGUCCAUUAUUUGUUCACUCAAAAUUAUUAUGUAGUAUUCUUGUAUAUUUUUAGAGCACUGUUGGUGACAAUUACCUUUGUCAUUAGAAUUCAUUAGAAUACAGUAAAGCUAGUCUUACUACGUCAUGCAGUGUUGUCAUUAAUUAUUUGUUCUGAGGCUGUCGAUUUUGAAUUUGAGACGGUUAUAUUUUUUUUUUCAUUUCACAACAGAGUGUUUUCUACAACAGAGUGUUUUCAAAGUUUUGAAGUUGCCAAAAAUGUGAUUGUGCCAGUUAUUUUAGCCUACAUUUGCCUUGGUUUGACAACCCUAGGUCACAUUAUACAACUUCUAUGCUUUAUUAACAAUGAAUGGUUGCAUAUUAUGAAUAACACAUAUGUUAAUGACAAAAUGCUUUUUGAUGCAAUCAUCAAGUGUUAGAUUAAGGUCGACUUUGGAAAUUGGAAUGUUCCACCAAUCCAGUUGCUUUUUUGGAUUUUGAUAAAUUUUCUGCAUUUAUGUAUGAUGUUAAGAUAAUGUAUUGAGAGGGAUGCGAUAAUCUGUGAUAAAUGUUUAUUAUUUCAUGAUUUAUAUAUUAUUAUAUUAUGUAAUUCACAUGUGCAAUUGAUUAUUAUAAUUGAGAUAGUUAAGAUUUGUGAUAUAACCCAUAGAACUUACUGGAACAGACAGUAGGAAAGCACCUGUUUCAGCCAGUUUUGAGGAAAGCACCUGUUUCAGCCAGUUUAGAGUCAACUCAGUUUACACAUCAAUGCGACUUGACCAGGCUCCGUAGUUUUGGCUGCAAAUUUUUUUUCGUCUUUAUAUCCCCGAAACUGAUAAUAGACAGUUCAGGAAUGGAAGUUUGAAAAGUUUGUAGAAGAAAUUUUGAAGGAUCACUGUUUGAUUUAUAUAUGAAGAUUUUGUUGCAUGUAUUAUAAGUUCAUUGUUAAUUUGUCAUAAAAGAGUCUGUACAUAAAUGUAGUUUAUUGAUAUUGAAUGUUUUGGAACAUGAAAUCUAUGUAAAUUUCUACACUGUAUGUGGCAAGUUGUUUUUGCCAUUGAACUUAGAUGAUACUGGACCAAUCAACUGUAUUCUGUAAUUGUUUCAGGCAGUUAUUGUCAAUAUAUGUACAUGUACUUAAAUUAUGGCCAAAUAAUACACUUUUGUGUUAUAAAUCAAUAUUUAGAUAAGUUAAAUAGGAAAAAUUAUGUAGGCAUGGUUUAAUCCUUUGUAUGAAAUGUUGUAGGCAAUAUCAACACAUCUUUGCUGCCAGGAUAGGGUCGGGCCAGCGUACACUUUUUGCAGUCUGGCUGGACUCCUCCUGUUGGGUGCUCAAUUGUGAAACAGACUUCUCUGAAACUUUAUCAUUCAGUAGUUAAGAUUUAAAAGAGGGGUUUGUUCAUUAUGCAUAUUCAUCGAGGGAAGGUAAAAUAUUGCAAAUGAAGCAUUUUCCAAAAAAAAAAAUUUUAAAUGUAAAUUAUUUCAAUGUCAAAACAUUUCAUAGUUUACUUAUGAUUUGUUAAAGAGCAUCAUAAUACAUGUAUUUCAUUUUCUUUUCCACUUCAGUUUCUUUUAAGGAUAUAAGUUACAAUUUUACAGCUUUUUAAAAUUUUUUUCUUCCAAUCAGUUGAUAAAGAGGUUUUUUGAGUCUUUCAGAUAUUUGUUUUAGUUUUUGUUUAAUCCUUACUUCAAGAUCAUUCUCGCUUUGUUUUUUAUUUGGUAUUUUUUGUGACGGCAGAAUAGCACAGGUUUUGAAUAGGUCAUAUAUUAUUUGCAUUUAUGUUUGAGCAGUUGGAUUUAAUUGUAACAUUCAUUUUGUAGGUUUUGUUAUAUCUUCCGGAUUUAAAUGUCUCUAGCUAUGCUUUGUAAUAAAGGGAACUGGUACAGAUGUGCAAAGCUUACAGGAAAGCCUUGUCUCCUGUAUGUAAAAUCCUUUAUUUAUUUUCACGUUUUCUCUAGAUCUAUCAUAAUAAAAAAAGAAACAGGAAUAUUGAUGUUUUUAAUGUCAAGUUGUCAACAUAUCAGCAGAACAAGUAUUUGCGUGCCAAUUGAAAAACAACAAAUGAUGUUGAGGAAAAUUUGAGAAUGUCGACAAGAACAUUUUGAUACAAAGGUUUGAAGCAGUGUAAAUUUGGAAUUAUAAAUAUUUUAGAAAUUUCCUCUUCUAUAACAUGUAAAUAAUGUUCAUGAUUCAACCGUUAGCCUGUUCUAUCACUUUGUUUUGCUUAAUAAACUUGGUUCUACAAA